CUUCAUGUCAUGAUGUAAUUGUCCUAUUCGCUGUCUUUUUCCCGUUACUGGUGGGACUGAUGGUAAAAUGAUUGACCACAGGUUAUGUGAUAGGAGACUGGUCAGGUCAUCAGUUAUUGAAAUCUAGUCAUCUUCUGGGUAAUGUAAAUUGACUUAUUUUUCUUAUUGACACGGGAUACUAUUGUACGAUCCUAUUUUGGGGUCAUUAGGUAGUGUGGUUUUUCUUUACAUUGGUUGCAUAUUGUUCGGUUUUAGAUUUAUUGUGUGUGUGCAUGCGUGCAUGUUUUAUUUGUGUGUGUGUGUGCGUGCGUGUUUGUGUGUGCGUGCACGUGUGUAUUGUUGUGCGAGUGUUGUGGUAGCUUUUUGUCUGAGUGACGCAGCUGCAGAGAGAGAGGCAGAGACAGGGGCUGCAUGCUGUGGGGAGUGCAGUUGGGCUGUUGGGCUGUUGGGAACAGGAUCAAGCUCUGGGCUGGCAGCCAAAGAGGUCGGCAGGCUGCGCAAUGGUCUGGCCAGGGGAUUUGUAGGAAAGGGGUGACCCUUUAAAACCAAGGGGAUGAAGGAACCUUCCAGAACCAGAGAACAAGGUGAAUGUAAGGUGAGCGUGGCCAGGCAGGGUGAUGCGUCCGGGAGAGACACAGACGCCGAAGGGAGCAGCGAGAGUUUGGAGGUGUUGAAAGACCCCCAAAGCGCCGACCCUCGGCCGGCCGCAGGAGAGUCCGGGGACCCUCCUCACGAUUCGGCCGCCUGCAGCAAUGGACUUGACCUCAGUAAGCGCCACCGGGGGGCGCCCCCGCGCAGGACUAGUGCCUCACCCUCCGACCCAUCUCUGGUGGGACCCUCCUCUGAAGCCCUCCCCUCUACCACACCGGCACAGACCCAGCACCCAGGCCCUGGAGGAGUGGGCUCGGGGGCUGGGGAGGAAGCCAGUUCGGAGGUGAAGAAUGGCACCCGGGACCCCCUGCCACCCUCCGCCAUACAUCGCGCAAGGAAAACUAUGGCCAAGUCUGCCUCCAUUCAGACGGUACUGCAGAUUUUAAGCAGGGAACAAAAAGAAUCUAACAGCGAGCAAGAGGAGAGCCGGAGUCCCCCGGAGAGUGAGCGGCCGCAGCAGACACCCCACUCUCAACCCCAGCCAUCCUCCCACUCUCAAAUCCAGCCAUCCUCCAGCCCUGACGACCCCCCUGUGCCCCCCGCCAUCCUUGCACGGCCCCCGGCAGCGACCGCCGUAACCCGAAAGAAGAGGAGGAAGAUGGGAACCUACAGCCUCGUACCACGCAAGAGACCCAAAACGCUAAAGCAGCGUUCCUUGCUGGACAUGUUCAAGGACAACGGGCCAACCCUCGCCAUUGCGCAAGAGAGCCCUCAGGUCAAUGGAGAGCGGGUGGAGAACGAGUAUGAGGAGGAGUCCGAGGUUUCUGAGGAGGAGGGACCGCAGGCAGCCGACCGUCCAGGGACCGGGGCAGAGGCAGCAAGUGUGACGUCCAGAGAGGGGGGUACAGCUGCUGAAAACCAAACUCAGGGGGAAGGCCAGGAGUGGGAAAAGUCUGGUGAUGAUGGGGAAGUGGAGGCAGACGACUCUGAUCUGAGUCCGGAGUCUGGACUGAAGAAACGGUCAAAAAAGAAAGGACAGGGUGAUGACCCACGGCCGUUCAGGAAAUGCAAACCGAAGAGGAAUGCCAAGGCCCAGGAUCUCCCGGAAGCCCAUUCUGAAGAAGGCAUUAAUAAUGGAUCCACAGAACCAGAGGCCCAAGCUGAAGCAGGCAUGAAUACUGGAUCCACAGAGCCAGAGGUCCAGACUGAAGCAGGGAUUAACAAUGGAUUCAUAGAACCAGAGUCCCAGGCUGAAGCAGACAUUCAUAAUGGAUACACUGAGUUGCCGCUAGACUCCCUGGAUCUUAAAGCCCAGGAGGAACUGUUCUCUGCUCAGCAAGAAGGUGAGUGUGCGGGUGAGGAGAUCUCAGAGACGGACACCGGACAGGAGCUGCCCCUCUGCAGCUGCCGUAUGGAGACGCCUCGGAGACGGGAGAUCCUCAGCAUGGUGCGUCGGAGGUGCAUGGCCACCGAGAACACGGAUGGGCAGCUGAGCCGGUGUCAGAAUGCUGCUGUGAAGCAUGAGAUGAUGCGGCCCUCCAACGCUGUGUCUCUGCUGGUCCUGUGUGAGGUCCACCGGGCCGGCAUGGUCCAGCACCAGUGCUGCCCGGGCUGCGGGUUCUUCUGCAGGGCGGGGACCUUCAUGGAGUGUCAGCCGGGCAGAAACAUCUCUCACCGUUUCCACGCCGACUGCGCCUCGAUGAUGAGGGGCCAAAGCUUCUGCCCACACUGCGGGGAGGACGCGGGCAAGGCCCAGGAGGUCACCGUGGCCAAGGCCGACACCACCUCCACCGUGCCCCUCCACCUCGGGCCGGACACGCCCGGCCCUCUCGAGGGCAAGGCGGACACCACCAGCGGAGGCCCACCCUGCCUCCAGCUGUCUGGCGAGGAGAUCACAGAGGGAACCUCGCCCUCGCCCUCAGAAACACCAAAUGUGUCUCCCUCCCCCUGUGGCUCCCAGAUGGGGGCUCUGGCAUUAGUGGGGGGGCUGGAACCAGCUAAAGAGAGCCUGGAGAAUAUCCUCCUGGCCCUGGAUGCAGAGAAGCCAAAGAAGCUGAGGUUUCACCCGAAGCAGCUGUACCUCUCUGCCAAACAAGGGGAGAUCCAGAAGGUCCUGCUAAUGCUGGUGGACGGGCUAGAUCCAAACUUCAAGAUGGAGAACCAGAGCAGACGCACUCCCCUGCAUGUGGCUGCCCAGGCUGGCCACCGGGAGAUCUGCCACAUACUUCUGCAGGCUGGUGCUAACCUGGACAUGUGUGACGGUGACCAGAGGACCUCUCUGAUGCUUGCCUGUGAAAACAACCACCUGGAGACUGUCAAGUACCUGUUGAGGGCAGGGGCCAUCACCAGCCACAAGGACCUGGAUGGCUCCACCUGUCUGCACCUUGCUGCUAAAAUGGGGCAGUACAGUGUUGUGCAACAUCUCCUAUCCACUGGUCUGAUCGACAUCAACUGCCAGGACGAUGGUGGCUGGACUCCUAUUAUCUGGGCAACAGAGUACAAACACGUGGACCAGGUCAAGCUGCUGCUGUCCAGAGGGGCUGACAUCAACAUCAGAGACAAAGAAGAGAACACCUGCCUUCACUGGGCAGCGUUUUCGGGCUCUGUGGACAUUGGUCAGAUGCUGCUGGAUGCGCGGUGUGACCUCAACGCGGUCAACGUCCAUGGUGAUUCGCCAUUGCACAUUGCAGCUCGGGAGAACCGGCUGGAGUGCGUGAUGCUCUUCCUCUCACGGGGUGCAAACGUGAACCUGAAGAACCAAGAGGGAGAGACUCCCCUGGAGUGCUGCAUUCAUGGCUCCAAGGUGUGGGCCGACCUGCUGACCAAUAAGAAGCUGAGGGAGGCGGGGAGUAUCCAUGGCAACCACAGAGAGAGGGUCCUUAAUAGGGACAUCUCCCAGGGGUACGAGAGGAUCCCUGUCCCAUGUGUGAACGGGGUGGACAGCGAGCCCUGUCCCGAAGACUUCAAAUACAUCCCGGAGAGCUGCGUCACCUCCCCGAUGAACAUCGACAGGAACAUCACACACUUACAGUACUGUGCGUGCAAGGAUGACUGCUCGUCCAACAGCUGUAUGUGUGGUCAGCUAAGUCUCCACUGUUGGUAUGACAAGGACGGUCGCCUGCUUCGUGAGUUCAGCUGGGAGGAGCCCCCGCUCAUUUUUGAGUGCAACCAUGCCUGCUCCUGCUGGAGAUCCUGCAAGAACCGGGUGGUCCAGAACGGACUGCGGACCUGCCUGCAGCUGUAUCGGACCAGGAAGAUGGGCUGGGGGGUUCGGGCCCUGCAGGACAUCCCGCAGGGGACCUUUGUGUGCGAGUACGUGGGGGAGAUCAUCUCUGACGCAGAGGCUGAUGUCAGGGAAAAUGACUCCUACCUGUUCAGCUUGGACAGUAAGGUGGGAGACAUGCACUGCAUUGACGCCCGUUUCUACGGAAACGUCAGCAGGUUCAUUAACCACAUGUGCGAGCCCAACCUGGUCCCCAUCCGGGUGUUCACCAUCCACCAGGACCUGCGCUUCCCCCAUGUGGCCUUCUUCGCCUGCAGGCACAUCAGUGCCGGGGACGAGCUGGGGUUCGACUAUGGCGACCACUUCUGGGAGAUCAAAAGCAAGCAUUUCAACUGCCAGUGUGGCUCGCUGAAAUGCAGGCAUAAUGAAGCCUCCAGUGCCCAGAGGCAGGCGGACAGCACUCCUGAGGGAAAGCAGCUCGGAGCCCUGCCUGACACCAGCUCCUCCGCCAUCCUCUCAAGCCCCUGCUGAGGACCACCUGUCAGUCCAGCAGAACCAGGAUCAGCCUCAAGAGCCAGGAUCAGCAAACCGAACCAUGAUCAGCCAGGGAUGCAGAAUAAGUGAUUGUCGGGAGUCGGGAUCUGACCGCAGACUUGAUAAGUCGGUAGAAGUAGGUUCAACAAGCAGAAUCAGGAUGGCUUAAUGGAAUGACAAACAGCUGAAAUAACCCGGAUCAGACCAAAGAGAGAUGAACAGCCAGCAUAAAUAGCUUCUGCUGGCACAGUCAGGCUCCACCAGCAGAAUCAGAAUAAUCUGUAAAACCAGGACCAGCCACCAUAGUCCGCAUCUGUCGGCAGAGCAAGGGUCAGCAGCCAGGAGACCCAGAAUCAGUAAGGAGAACUAGGAUAAGCCCCCAGAAUGUCACAUAGGACAAAUAUAAUUCCUCUGGCUUUUUGUUUGUAUGCAGACUUUAGCAUUUUCCAUUGCUAAAAACAAAGCAAAGCAACGUGCACCCAUCUGAGUAAUGGAUGCUUUAGAAAAGCAUGCAGUGAUAGCCACAUUUUUUCUUAACCACAAGGAAUGCAGCUGUAAAAACAAACCUCUUUGGCUGGACAUAAAUACUGAACCUUCUUUGUACAAGAACGUUGGUGCUGAGAAAAGUAUGUUUUUGUUUUGCUUGUUUUACUUGAGUACGUACACAAAACAAAUGAGGGCAAAUGUUUUUUAACCUUUUAACUGUGUGCUAUCAAUUUUUAAGUAGUAUUCUGUCCAUCUAUUAUUCCCAUUAUUUUAUACUGAUGGUAAAACUACAUCAUUUCUGACUGUCUGUGAUCUUUUGUAUCAUGUAAACCUCCAUGUGAAAACAAUUGGGUUACAUACAACUGAUGAGUGAAAUAUGAUGCUCUGUCCAAUUGAUUGCAUCUUUCUUUUUCAAUAAAUUUACAGGGAAUAGAA
Molecule: messenger RNA, 5269 nt
Organism: Conger conger (European conger)
Lineage: Eukaryota; Metazoa; Chordata; Actinopteri; Anguilliformes; Congridae
Gene: ehmt1a
Product: euchromatic histone-lysine N-methyltransferase 1a
Exons: 27
Coding region: 554-4345 (1263 amino acids)
Cellular component (GO): nucleus
Molecular function (GO): zinc ion binding; protein-lysine N-methyltransferase activity; histone methyltransferase activity
Source: RefSeq, a predicted model, not a curated record